Chanos chanos (milkfish) is the source of this 612-nucleotide messenger RNA. It is a transcript of the gene atf3, whose product is annotated as activating transcription factor 3. Gene Ontology annotation, molecular function: DNA-binding transcription factor activity, RNA polymerase II-specific; RNA polymerase II cis-regulatory region sequence-specific DNA binding. The transcript has 3 exons. The record is from RefSeq and is a predicted model, not a curated record. Lineage: Eukaryota; Metazoa; Chordata; Actinopteri; Gonorynchiformes; Chanidae. Bases 1 to 612 code for a protein of 203 amino acids. Gene Ontology annotation, biological process: regulation of transcription by RNA polymerase II. Gene Ontology annotation, cellular component: nucleus.
AUGAUGCUUCAGCAUCCUGGAUUGGGUCCUUCGGAGAUCAGUGCGUCAGCUUUGGUACCUUGCCUUUCACCUCCGGGCUCACUUACGCUGGACGACUUCACCAACUUCUCUCCCUUGGUCAAAGAGGAGUUGCGAUUCGCUAUCCAGAAUAAACGCCUCUCCAACGGCAUGAGCACCGUGACGACCGACCUAGCGAACUCAAGUUCCGAUCGACCCGCCGAACAGCCGGCAGUAAAGAGAGAGUUUACGCCAGAGGAACAGGAAAGGAGAAAAAGGAGAAGGGAAAGAAACAAAAUAGCUGCAGCGAAAUGUAGGAAUAAGAAGAAGGAGAAAACUGACUGUCUACAAAAGGAAUCAGAGAAGUUGGAGUCAAUCAAUGCUGAGCUCAAAGCUCAAAUUGAGGAGUUGAAGAACCAGAAGCAGCAGUUGGUUUACAUGCUCAACCUUCAUCGGCCUACCUGCAUCGUCCGCGCACAGAACGGACAGACCCCUGAGGACGAGAGAAACCUUUUCAUCCAGCAGAUCAAGGAGAACAACCUGCAGGGUCUGAGCCUCUCGCCCACUCCCUCACUACAUAACACAAUGCCAGCCACCACAUGCGGGCAUCUCUGA